AUGUCCACAGCCAGAUUGCAUUUAGCUAAAAUGAAGAAGACACAGGAUCCACAUAAUACACCCGAAAUUAAUGCUGCUAAUCAGGUUUCACAUGAGUCCCUAAAUGAACCAAAGAAUGCUGAAGAGAUUCCUGUGCCAGAUUCAGGUUCAGUUUCAGCAUCAACCGUUGAUAACAGAAAAGUUUCACGAGAGGAUAUUGAACUUGUCCAGAAUUUGAUCGAACGAUGCCUAAUGUUAUACAUGAAUAGAGAUGAGGUGGUAAAGACCCUACUGAAUCGUGCCAGGAUAGAUCCCGGGUUCUCAACAUUAGUGUGGCACAAAUUAGAAGAAGAAAAUGCUGACUUUUUCCGGGGCUACUACAUAAGGCUUAAAUUGAAGAAACAAAUUCUCUUAUUCAAUCACUUGCUUGAGCAUCAGCAUAAUCUAAUGAAGUAUCCAGUGCCUAUGAAGGUUCCUUUGGCUCCUAUGCAGAAUGGAAUUCAUCCAAUGCCAGUCAACAACUUACCUAUGGGAUACCCCGUUGUGCACCAGCCUCCAGUUCCAGCUACAGGGCAACCUCUUGUUGAUUCUAUAGGUUAUUCCACAAAUAGCUGUCAUGUAGUAAAUGGAGUUCCUGCACCUGGCACAGGCAGUUUCCAUCCAAUGCGGAUGAAUUCUGGAAAUGAUAUGAUGAUUGACACCAACGGAACUGAUGUGCUUGCAAUGACAACAAACAAUGCAAUGCUAUCCAUAUCAGAUAUGCCUGUAAGCCCAACAUCAGUGGCUUCGAGUGGCCAUUUCCCAUUCAGUGCAUCGGAGAUAUUCAGCAUGGAAAUAGAAACAUCAGCACUUGAUAUGACAUUUACGUCUGAUGUAGCUAGUUCAGUGGGACUGCAGCUUCCAGCAGAUAAUGGUAGCGGGAAUGCUAGAGAUUCCCUCCGUUCGUGGGCUCAAAUACCUUGGAAUUUCAGCCUUUCGGACUUAACAGCAGACCUAUCAAACUUGGGAGAACUAGGAGCUCUUGGAAACUGUUCUGAUUCCCACUUUCUGCAUUCGGAUUCGGAUAUUCUUCUUGAUUCUCCAGAGCAAGAGGAUAUAGUGGAUGAGUUCUUCGUUGAUUCUGUUCCUGGAUCAUCAUCUCCACCAUUGAAUGAAGAGAACUCCAAGCUUAAGAUGGCUAUUUUAUCUGGUUUCGAUGUUGCUUGUGCAAGAAUCCCCUUCGCUCCUGCACAACAAUCACUUGCUGGUUGUGCAGAUUGGUUGUCGAUGUAUGAUACACACGAGGCCAGUUUUGCAGUGACAGUCGAGCAUGGUAGUGCAGCGGCCGUGGCUUGCCUUAACACUAACAGUACAACGAUGGAUAGAAUUCCGAGUCGAGCCAUGUUUGCUCUUUCAAGAAAGAUAAGAGCAAAUAUUCAAAGGAUUUUCAGUUGUAACACUACUUUUGCUUUUGCAGAGGAUAUAUAUAUAUAG
Messenger RNA from Fraxinus pennsylvanica, 1452 nucleotides. Lineage: Eukaryota; Viridiplantae; Streptophyta; Magnoliopsida; Lamiales; Oleaceae. The record is from the annotation of a GenBank genome assembly.